AUGCGGCCCGCACGGUUAUUCCGUGAUGAUCAUGUAUACCAGCAUUCUCCAAUCCCGAAGAACGGAUUUCGCCUCGCUCUGCUCCAGCCAGCAGAGACCGAAAACGAUCCCAUCCGCUGUCGCAUCGUGUCAACUACAGAUUUCACCAGAAGUUAUGAGGCCUUGUCAUACACCUGGAGGAAUCCAGACCUCACAUGGGUCGACGUCAUGGUGGAUGGCCGUCUAUAUUCAAUCCCUGGCAAUCUUCACGAAGCUCUUCAAUUCCUUCGGUUGAAGAAUCAUGAGAGAGCCCUCUGGAUUGACGCAAUAUGCAUCAACCAGAGGGAUAUAGAAGAAAGGCGCCAUCAGGUUUCAUUAAUUCGGGACAUCUUUCAAUGUGCUUCCAGAGUCUGCGUUUGGCUAGGCCAAGAAGACGAGAGUAGCAGAACCGCCAUGCAGUUCAUCGGAAAACUAGGCCAAGUUUCAGACCUAGAUAGCCUCGUUCGAGAUUCUAGCUUCGACGAAGAAUGGAGAGCUGUACUUGACUCGUGUCUCGCUCUCCUUGUUCGCAAAUCUCAAAUCUGUAUGGAAUACGGCCCAGUCACGGAAUUUGGUGCAAGCCGCCUUGUGGACAUCGUGAAUCGGAUCUUCAAAAGAAAUGAGCUUGGGAAGAUCCAAAGCCCGUCACUGUCAUUGGAGACCCUCGUUACGACAUUGUCCCUAUUUCAGUCUACGGAUCCUCAUGACCGUAUAUUUGCUCUCCUUGGACUAGCGAAUGAUACUGAAAGAUGGCCAAAGACCCAGGAAUUUAGCGAACAGGAAUUCGAAACCGCGUCGAUAGACGAGACCCAAGGCGACACGAGCCGGGCAGGACCUCCGGAUCAAGGAGCUCAGAGUCUUCAGGCAGCCUCCGCAUACCUCGAAGUCCAUGAAACUACGGCAAUCCGAAGCAGAAUCUUGGAAUCGAACCAGAGCAUAGACACAGUCCAGGAUGGCCAAAUUCAUAUCAGCAUUGACUAUUCGAAGGACUUUUCACAGCUGUGUGAUGAAUUUGUUAGCUUCGCCAUCUCCAAAUCGGGCUCUCUUGAUAUUAUCUUUCAACCUUGGGCGCCUGGCGGUGCAGGGUCAAACCUCUCAUCUUGGAUUUGCACUUUAGAUCGCCUGGCAUUCGGCGUGCGCAGUAAGAAUGAAUGGCCUGAGGCUGUUCGAGUGAAUGCAGAUCCGUUUGUGAGCCCACCAGGGCAACCUCGCACUUACAGCGCAUCCGGCAAGCUCAAAGUUCAGAAAGGAUGGCGCAUUGCUGGGGGCGAAAAGGGACUGCAUGUCAUGGGAGUGACUGUCGAUUCCGUCGAUGCAAUCACCUCUCCAGCUUGGGAUGGAAAUAUGCCAACAGAAUGGCUCAAAUUUGGUGGCAUGUCAAAAGACACAGUCCCAGAGGCGAUAUGGCACACUCUUGUGGCUGGACGUGGGCCUCAAGGCACUAAGUGCCCGUCAUACUAUUCCAGGGCAUUCGAAGCGACCCUGCAUGGAAUCGGCGAAUCUAGCGUCGUCAUUGUCGAUCAAAUCCAGUUUGACGAGCCUGGAUCUAUCAAGAGCGAAUUUUGGCGCCGAGCCCAAGCUGUAAUAUGGGACAGAUCUUCAAUCAAGACCAGACAAGGGAGGCUAGGAAUUGCCCCUUCUCACGCCGAGAUAGGUGAUUGUAUUUGCAUUCUUUUUGGUUGUAAUGUUCCCAUUUUACUUCGAAAAGAUCUGUUUGGUACAUACCAACUAGUUGGCGAGAGUUACAUAUAUGGCAUUAUGGACGGCGAAGCACUUGAUGUACGCGAUCGAGUUAUUGAAGCAACCUGGUUUGAUAUCAAUUCAAGGGAAGUAAAUCGAAGACCACCGCCCUCUCCGCCGCUUGAGCUUGGUAUGAGCCUCAAGCCUGCCUCACCAACUGCCACCUUCUCUCGGGUACGAAAGAAAAGUCUUGUGGCUAGAAAGCCUCAGCCUGUAACUGUGCCCGCUCAAUUAGAUAUUGUCCCCAAACAGUUUCGUCUUCAUUGGACUUGCUCUUGCGGCUACAGGGGAAACGACUCCUUUAUGGAAUACCGAGCAGGUGCCAUAGAUGAAUUAGCCAGGAGAUUAGAAGUUGCCUGUGUCGUCGUUUUAGUGGAACUGCUCGGACUAUCGGGCCCCUUCCUUGAUGCAAUCAAGAUGUUCCUCGUCCUUAUUAGCAUUUUCUUUUUAAACAUAUUGCUUGAUCUAGAUAGGACAUUUCGAAGCCGUAGUGGAGACCAAGCGGACGGCAGUCCGACGGGAGUGCAAGUAAACCCAUCUGGGAACCAUCCGGCCACAGAUUCGCCCAAGAAUUCGCCAUUGAAAACUCCGUCAUCCAAAAGAGCGCACGGCCCAUUAUCCUCGUCCAGCCAACCAAGUGGACAGAGCUCUAGCAGUGGUAUUCCACUAAUAACAAGCUCUAGCGCUACUCCCCGGGCACCAACAACUAGCAGUCCCGUGACGGCUGACUAUGUUCUUCUGUGCAUCAAUGAUUCGAAGCUUUUGGUCACUCGAGAUGACUUGGACCUGACUCCAGUAGUCUCAGACUAG
Messenger RNA from Hyaloscypha bicolor E, 2568 nucleotides. RefSeq lists its product as uncharacterized. Lineage: Eukaryota; Fungi; Ascomycota; Leotiomycetes; Helotiales; Hyaloscyphaceae. The transcript has 4 exons. The record is from RefSeq and is a predicted model, not a curated record. Bases 1 to 2568 code for a protein of 855 amino acids.